This is a messenger RNA of Quercus robur (English oak), 483 nucleotides long. RefSeq names its product peptidyl-prolyl cis-trans isomerase 1-like. The transcript is spliced from 2 exons. The coding region runs from base 1 to 483 and encodes 160 amino acids. Gene Ontology annotation, biological process: protein peptidyl-prolyl isomerization. The record is from RefSeq and is a predicted model, not a curated record. NCBI's taxonomy places the organism in Eukaryota, Viridiplantae, Streptophyta, Magnoliopsida, Fagales, Fagaceae. Gene Ontology annotation, molecular function: peptidyl-prolyl cis-trans isomerase activity.
AUGGCUUCCAACCCUAUGGUCUUCUUCAACAUGGUCAUCGGUGGCCAACUUGCCGGCCGUAUCAUUAUGGAGCUCUACGCCGACGUGGUUCCCCACACCGCCGAGAACUUUCGGGCUCUCUACACCAGCAAGAAGGGCACAGGCUGCUCCGGCAAGCCGCUUCACUACAAGGGAUCGUCGUUCCACCACGUGAUCCCUGGGUUCAUAUGCCAAGGAGCCGACUUCACCGCUGGAAACGGCAUCAGAGGCGAGUCGAUCUAUGGCACCAAGUUCACCGAUGAGAACUUCGUGAAAAAGCACACCAGCCCUGGAGUCCUCUCUAUGGCCAAUGUCGGUCCCGGAACCAACGGAUCUCAGUUCUUCAUUUGCACUGCCAAGACCGAGUGGCUCAACGAAAAGCACGUCAAGUUCAGCCAGAUCAUCAAGGGCAUGGACCCUGAAACGUCUAAGGGCUGGCUAAAACCCAAUAAUAACUGGGUCUAA